UAUGACUUGAUAAAAAAGAUGUAAAUUGACUGGGAGGAGGUAUUUAUCAUCGUCCUCGACACCUAAACCCCGUAGAAAAAGCGCGGGCUCUCCCUUUCGACGAGCAAAAUAUGACGCGAAGAAUAGCGCAGGUUUUUACAAGAGACGACGGAGCACCGAAACCUUCGAGCAGCGAAGACGAUGAUAUCCCUAACAUUCGUAAUCGCCGCCGGAGAAAUCGCACAAGCAGCCGCCGUGAACCGCCGCCUCCACCUCCGAAACGACGCAAAAAAGUUCAAAUUCUCGAUGAUGACGACGACGAAGAGUUUGAACUGGAACAAGUUGAAGAAGAGAAUGAAGUAAAUCAAGAGGAUGAAGAGGAGGAGGAAGAAGAAGAGGAGGAAGAGGAGCCUGUUCAAGAAGAUGCUAAACCUAUUGGUGAUGUUAUUAGGGUUUCCGGUAAAGGUCGAGGUUAUAAGAAGCAUUAUAAAGAGUUUGAAUUUGAUGGUAAUCGUUUUGAGCUUGAGGAUCCUGUGCUGUUGACGCCAGAAGAUAAGAGUCAGAAGCCCUAUGUUGCAAUUAUUAAGGAUAUAACUCAGAACCAGAAGGGGAACCUGAUGGUCACUGGACAAUGGUUCUAUCGUCCCGAGGAAGCUGACAGGAAAGGUGGUGGGAGCUGGCAAUCUCAUGAUACAAGAGAGCUUUUUUAUAGUUUCCACCGUGAUGAUGUUCCUGCAGAGUCUGUGAUGCACAAGUGUGUUGUACACUUUGUACCAUUGAACAAGCAGUUGCCAAUUCGCAAACAGAACCCUGGUUUCAUUGUUCAGAAGGUUUAUGAUACUGUGGAGAAGAAGCUAUGGAAACUCACUGAUAAAGAUUACGAGGAUGGAAAGCAGGAGGAGAUUGAUGUCCUGGUGCAGAAAACAAUAUCCCGUCUUGGAGAUCUUCCAGAUCUUGAGUCAGAGGAUACUCCUACUGUUCAGUUAGAGGAGUUGGUAAGAAACAAGAGAAUGUUAAGGAAACGCCACAUUUCUCCACUUGAUGUGUCAAGGGAGGAUGAAGGGACCCCAAAAUCACCUAGAGUGGAGACGCCAGGAAGCUGUGCUACCAAUACAUCCAAACACUUCAUCAUCUUAUCUGAAGCAAAGGCACUAACAAAGGAAACACAUCGAGAUAGAUGGAUGGAGAAGCUUCUCCAAGGAGUUGAAUCUGUGUGUUCUGCGACUAAUAAUGUGCAAGCAGAGAGUAACGGAACAAAUGGAGCUACUAUCAUCAACCAAUCUAGCAUUGACCAGGAUUCUCAAGAAGAGUGUUUGAAGGAUAGCAACAAUCUUUCUUGGCCAGAUUCUGCUAUUUCAGCCAUUGUGGCCUUGGAGAAGGCCACUCAUGAGGCAUUUUCUUCUGAUUUUAGCAAGUAUAACCAGAAGAUGAGGCAACUGUCUUUUAAUCUCAAGGGUAAACUAGCCCGACGGCUGUUGAGUGGAGAAUUAGAACCUUCAAAGAUUCUAAACAUGUCACCAAAUGAAUUGAAGGAGGGUUUAACUGCAGAGGAAAUAUCUCAAAAUCAGCCUGAAGAGGCAGCAAAAAUGCAGAUGACUGAUGCUCUAUGCAAAAGGUGCAAUGAGAGAAAAGUUGGUCUUGUAGAUAUUAUACAAGCAGGUCAUGGUGAUCGUUAUCAGUUGGAGUGCAUUGCUUGUGGUAAUACAUGGUAUGCUUCUAGAGAUGAGGCAGCUAUGAUGACGAUAGAUGGUCCCAGUACUGGACCAAAUGUUGGUACCGCACCAUGGGCUACGGCCAAAUUUGAAAACGUAGAGAAAAAAAAGUUGCUUAGUCCUCGUGAUACAGACAAGGCAGAUGCGGCAAAGAAAAACAUUGAAGGUUCUAUGCCAGUGUUGGAGACUCAAAAAUCUUUCAGUAAGUCCAAAACUGAAAACAUAAUAUCUCUUAAAAAUCUCGAGUGAUUGGUUGGAUGAGAUUGUAGCUUAGAUCAUAAACUUAAUGUGUUGUAUAUACAGUCAUAAUUAGAAGAUGGUUCACAUACAGAUCCGUAGUUAAACUAGCUGUAGAGUGGAAAAGGAAAAUUUGCAACUUCGGGUUUGCUUUUGCCUGUUUCAACUUGCAAAGGUAAUGACCUUUAGAGGCAUUAAUAAAGAUUCUUGUUUGGGGAUUAGACACAAGGUUUAGUAGUAUUUAUUCUAUUGUCUUCUUAGUUAUGGUGCUGCGCAUUUUUGUACAAAACUCAAUUAAGUAGGGCUUGAAUUAAGCUGAAGUUUGCAGGGAGUAUAAUGCAAGCCUUUACUUUUCGGCCUUCAA
Molecule: messenger RNA, 2292 nt
Organism: Amaranthus tricolor (Joseph's coat)
Lineage: Eukaryota; Viridiplantae; Streptophyta; Magnoliopsida; Caryophyllales; Amaranthaceae
Exons: 8
Coding region: 111-1940 (609 amino acids)
Biological process (GO): DNA-templated transcription
Molecular function (GO): chromatin binding
Source: RefSeq, a predicted model, not a curated record